CUGCAUGACACUACACAUUUUUAAAACAAUUUAAAAAUUUGUGUGUGAGACUAUUGUUGGCCUGUUGGAAAGAUAUUCACUUUACAAUUUGUUUUUAAAUUUAAUUGUUAAAUGUUAAAAUGAAGAUUAGCUAAAGCUUAUAAAGAAAAUGAAUAGUUUCAAGUGUCUCUAGUGUCCUUCUACAGAGUGGGCAUUUCUAGAAUUAAUAUCAAUAUCUGUAAAUAAUAUGUUUAUUAUUAUAUCUUGGUGAUCAGUUUUAUAUUUUAAUUGGUUCUUGCUAGGACAAGAAAAGUAACUCAUUUUCCAACUAACAAAUAUACUACACACACUACAAUUCCCACUUCCUAUUCAUCCUUUGGAAUUGUCAAUUUUUGAAAGUUAAAUUAUUAGUUAAUGUCUGUAUUUCUUAAAUUUCAUCAAAUAUACAUUCGUAUGAUUAUAAUUCCUUUCUUUUUCUUUUUCAUUUUUAUGACAGGCAGAGUGGACAGUGAGAGAGAGACAGACAGAAAGGUCUUCCUUUUGCCAUUGGUUCACCCUCCAAUGGCUGCCGUGGCUGGCGCACCGCGCUGAUCCAAUGGCAGGAGCCAGGUACUUCUCCUGGUCUCCCAUGGGGUGCAAGGCCCAAGCACGUGGGCCAUCCUCCACUGCACUCCCUGGCCACAGCAGAGAGCUGGCCAGGAAGAGGGACAACCGGGAAAGAAUCCGGUGCCCCGACCAGGACUAGAACCCGGUGUGCCGGUGUGCCGGCGCUGCAAGGCAGAGGAUUAGCCUAGUGAGCCGUAGCACCGGCUAUAAUUCCUUUCUUGAAAAGCUUCUUUAUUGGAGUUGGUAAAUUUUUUUGCACUUACUAAGUUUUCUAUUUAUUGCUAUUGGUUUUUCACAUUCCCUUUCUUGAAUAUCAAUCUUUCUCCUCAAAAUACUCAAAUAUAUCAGAUAUUGCUUAAUCAUGUUUAUCUCCUGGAGAUUUUUCACCCAAAUAUCUGCUUCAUUUAUGCUGGUUGCUAAAUAGGCUGUCAUCAUGGAACUUUUUUCUUUUGAAAAGUUCCCGUUUUGAUCCUCUUUUACAAGAUGCACUAUGUUCUUCCUUAUUCAGCUAACAUACAUCUCUCAUUAACUUCAUAAAAAUGGAUGCAGAGAAGGUAAAAAAAAUUGAGACCUGGGAUUAUGAAGUUAUCUUUCUUUUUCAUUUGAAUGAUACUUUGUGCAUAAAAUUCUAUACUGAAACUUUUUAGAAGAGUUCUAAAGCAUGAUUCCUUUUCCUGACUCAUGUGGAGUUUAUUAAGAGGAGGGACUCCAAUUUCUUUUCGUGUGUUUUUUUUUUUUUUCAUUCUGGCAACAUUGAAAACCUUUAGUACUGGCUGCCCAUUUAUUCACUGUUAUGGUCACCUGGAUGCAUGACAUGUUUAGAGUGUCACUCUCUGUUCUGAAAAAUGUUCUAGUCUUGUUCCUAACUUCUGCCUUGACUUUUCUAUGGUCUUACUUUAAUCAGAAUCACACUUAAAUGUUGGACCUCUAGGAUUGAUUGUGUAAGACUUCCAUUUCUUUCAACAUUUACCCUACUUGUUUGGACAGUGUAUUAGAUCAUUCAGUCUUUUUUUGAGUUUUUUUUUUUUUUUGACAGGCAGAGUGGACAGUGAGAGAGAGACAGAGAGAAAGGUCUUGCUUUGCUGUUGGUUCACCCUCCAAUGGCCGCCAGGGCUGGCGCACUGCGGUCGGUGCACCGCCCUGAUCUGAUGCCAGGAGCCAGGCGCUUAUCCUGGUCUCCCAUGGGGUGCAGGGCCCAAGUACUUGGGCCAUCCUCCAUUGCACUUCCCUGGCCACAGCAGAGAGCUGGCCUGGAAGAGAGGCAACCAGGACAGAAUCCGGCGCCCCGACCGGGACUAGAACCCGGUGUGCCAGCGCCGCUAGGUGGAGGAUUAGCCUAGUGAGCCGUGGCGCCGGCCUUGAGCUUUUCUUUUGUAAGGACUCUUUUGGAUUCUGGUUUUUAUAGUAUCCUGUUACAGAUUUAUAAAUGUGAUAUCAGCUCACACUAUAAUUUAUUCUUUUAACUUUAUUAUGCAAAAAUGCAUCACAUAGUGUUGUUAUAUUCAUUUUUUAUGUCUUUUUUUUUUUUUGACAGGCAGAGUGGACAGUGAGAGAGAGAGACAGAAAGAAAGGUCUUCCUUUGCCAUUGGUUCACCCUCCAAUGACCGCCGCGGCCAGUGCGCUGCGGCCGGCGCACCAUGCUGAUCCGAUGGCAGGAGCCAGGUACUUAUCCUGGUCUCCCAUGGGGUGCAGGCCCAAGUACUUGGGCCAUCCUCCUCUGCACUUCCCUGGCCAUAGCAGAGAGCUGGCCUGGAAGAGGGGCAACCGGAACAGAAUCCAGCGCCCCAACCAGGACUAGAACCUGGUGUGCCGGCGCUGCAAGGCGGAGGAUUAGCCUAGUGAGCCAUGGUGCCGGCUGUUAUAUUCAUUUUUAAAAUGAGAAUGAGUCAAGGGAAGUUAAGAAUUUGUCCAAAGUUAUGUUGCUAGUAAGGGGCACUUAAGUUUUUUUUUUUUUUUGAUUUAUUUAUAUUUGAAAGAGUUACAGAGAAGGGGAGAGGGCAGACAAAUUUUCAAUCCACUGGUUCAUUCCCCACAUGGCCAAAACAGCUGGAGCUGGGCCCAUGCAAAUCCAGGAGCUUCUUCCAAGUCCCUCUUGUUCAUGGCAGGGGUCUAAGCAGCUAGGCCAUCUUCCACUGCUUUCCCAGGUGCAUUAGGAGGGAGCUGGAUCUGAAGUGGAGCAGCCAGGUCUCAAACCAGCACUCAUUUUGGAUACUGGCACUGCAGGCAGAGGCUUUACCCACUAUGCCAACAGUGCUGGCUCCUUGGGGCAUUACGUCUUAAUCUAUUCUUAAUUUUAACAAUGAGAACACAUAUUCAUGUACUUACUAUUAAAAUUAGAUGGAUAAGGGCCAGCUCUGUGGUUUAAGUGGGUAAAGCUGCCACGUGCAGUGCUGGCAUCCCAUAUGGGCACCAGUUCAAGUCCUGGCUGCUUCACUUCCAAAACAGCUCUCUGCUGUGGCCUGGGACAGCAGUGGAAGAUGGCCCAAGUCCUUGGGUCCCUGCACCUGCAUGGGAGACCUGGAAGAAGCUCCUGGCUCCUGGCUUUGGAUUGGCACAGCUCCUGCUGUUGCAGCCAUCUGAGGAGUAAACCAGUGGAUGGAAGACCUCUCUCUCUGCCUCUCUUUCUCUCUGUGUGUAACUCUGCCUUUCAAAUAAAUAAAUAAACUUUAAAAAAUUAAAUGGGUAAAUGCAUAUAAAGCACUUAGAAUAAUGGGUGGCACAGAGUGAGUACUAAAUAAUUAUUAAUAGAGUUAAUUUCUCAAUUAAAUUUUAUUUAUCUGAAGAUAUUAAUCACACAUAUUGAAAGGCUUUCUUCUACUCUCUAUAUUAUAUCUGGUUUCUCUUCUUCCUUUUUCCCUAUGGUGGUAUUGGUGGUUUUGGCGUUUGUUUCGUGGCAUCUGCAUUUCCCCAAUGUCUUGUCAUCCUUGCUUGUCUUCUGCUUUUUAAGAAGUAUGAUAUGACAGCCGGUGCCAUGGCUCACUAGGCUAAUCCUCCGCCUAGCGGCGCCGGCACACCGGGUUCUAGUCCCAGUCAGGGCGCCGGAUUCUGUCCUGGUUGCCCCUCUUCCAGGCCAGCUCUCUGCUGUAGCCUGGGAGUGCAGUGGAGGAUGGCCCAAGUUCUUGGGCUCUGCACCCCAUGGGAGACCAGGAUAAGUGCUUGGCUCCUGCUUUUGGAUCGGCACAGUGCGGCCAUUGGAGGGUGAACUAACGGCAAAGGAAGACCUUUCUUUCUGUCUCUCUCUCUCACUGUCCACUCUGCCUGUAAAAAAAAAAAAAUGAUAUGUCACAGUGCUGACAUUUUACUCUCUGAGUGAAUGGGGUGUGACGGUGGCAGGGAUUCACUCUAUUGUAACUCUGCUGCAUGGGGCUCUUACUUUGGAAGACCCUGAAAUAUCUGUAUAUGUACAUCUUUAUUAGGUCCUUUCAUCUUCUCUAGGGUAGGAUUCUAUGAUACGCACCGUUUGGGGGUCAGGAAGGCUCAGAUGAACACCUUGCAUCCAAUAAUGACAGUAUUGCAUGGCAAAAGACUGCAUGAAAAGAUUUUGCUUAAUUUACCUUCCUUAUUUUUAGUUUCACACCUCACAUUUGCACUCCAUCUUACCAGGGUCUCCGAGACUAGGGAAAGUUCUGUUUAAUUUCUUGAGAGAAUCAGUUUUCUAUUGCCUAUCUUAGAAUUACCUUCCUAUUUUGGUAUGAUGGUGAGAGUAAUAGAGAAUUAAAUUCUGCCAUAUACCUACUUUUUAAAAAAUAGCUUUUUGUCAGUCCUUAACUAACUUCAGUCUUCUUAUUAUCUGGUCCCUCCAAAUAUAUACCUAUAUGGGAUUACUUGAGACAAACCCACUUGUUUCUCCAGUGCAGGAACAUUAAACAUUUCUUGGAACUGCUACAUUGAUUUGCUUUCUGUCAUGAAAAAAAUGUGUUUACUUGUGCAUUCUUAGUCUUUGUUAGUUUGCCUUAUUCCUUGUCAUUUUAGUGGGUGUUUUAAAAGGAGGCGAAAUGACUGUCUAGUCAGUUCAUGUAAUUUCCAAUUUCUACCUAUUUGUACUGAUUGAUUUUUCAAUCAUGUAUCUAGUUUAUAUUUUUUGAACUGUAAUAUGAACCUAAAACUUUUACAUUUUCAAUAUUUUAUAUCUGGCCAUCACUGAUGAGCUCCUUAGCAUCUGUUCCAAACAUCUUCUCUCCGUAUGUAGUAAUCAGGCACUUCGGCUAGGACUGAAACCACUUCAAGCUUAGAAGGUGGCCCCAGACACCAUUAAAUGAACUAGCGUUUCUUUAUGAGAAGCUGGAACGACAGUAUGGAUUUAUGUAGUGUGUUCCGCCACAACAUUUCACUUCAUUUUCUACCAAUGCACAUGAUUCAUUGCGAUUAAGGAACUCUCUAGAGAUGCUUUCUCGUGAUAUAGCAGUUCUCUGGUGUGUGCCAUCUCAUGGUUCACCCAGUUUCACCCUCUCUGAAAGAACUUCCGCAGUGAGGCAGGUGUACUCUUUCCUUCCCAUGUGAGUCAGGGAGGUGGAGCCGAGACGGGAUUUCACUCAGCUUGACAAACAGUUCCUAGUUUAGUCUUCUCAGAGAGAUUACAAACUGCUGGAGACACUAGGCACAACUUGUAUUUCUGUUUUCUUAACUAAGCACAUUUGGUUGUGUGAAGAGCGGGGAGGAAUACUUCAUAAAUGUUUUAAAAUAAAUACUAAGUUUAUCACAAAACAUAAAGAAUAUAGUAUAGUUAUUAUGAAAGGUAGAAUGUAUCAAACAAAGUAACAGCAUUUGUUUCCGGAGAACAUUUAUGUGAAUAGAAUUCAGGUAGCUUUCAUCAAACUGUGAAAAUCUGUGGCGUCGCAUGGUGGCGCUGCAGGAUAAGAUCAGGGGAAAAAACUGCGCCGGAUGACGCUGUGGAUGCGCCUAAGGCACACAAAAAGACUGACGAGCCAGCCAUCCAGGGGCGACCUGGAAGCCAUUCAGUAAGGCUCAAGUGCUCAGGCGUCUGAGGAUUUGGUGGACAAAUUAGAGGUCCGCUGAAGCCAUUCAGCAGAGAGCGUUCGUGACGGGAGCCAUGGAGGACCGAGGGGCAGGCGCUCAGCGGACCAGGCAAGUCGUGCUUCUCUUUGUUGUGCUGGGAAUGGCUCAAGCUGCCUCUGAGCCUGGGCGCUUUUCGGUGGCCGAGGAAGUGCACAGUGGGAGUUGUGUGGGCAAUUUGGCAAAGGACCUGGGCCUGGAGGUGGGUGAGCUCUCCUUCCGGGAAGCUCGGGUGGUCUCUAACGAUAACAAGCAGCCUUUGCGGCUGGACACAGACACCGGGGAUUUGAUCCUCCGCGAAACUCUCGACCGGGAGGAGCUCUGCGGCUCCACGGAGCCCUGUGUGCUGCACUUCCAGGUGAUAAUGAAAAAUCCUUUGCAGUUUUUACGGAUUGAGCUUCAGGUCAUGGAUAUAAAUGACCACUCUCCCGUCUUCUUAGAAAAAGAAAUGCUCCUGGAAAUCCCAGAAACUAGCCCUGUUGGUGCCGUGUUCUUACUAGAGAGGGCACAGGAUUUAGAUGUUGGAAUCAACGCUGUGAACAGCUACACGAUAAGCCCCAACUCUCAUUUCCACCUUAAAAUGAGAGUCUAUCCAGACAGUGGGAAAUACCCAGAGUUAGUCCUGGACAAGGCGCUGGAUUACGAAGAGCAGCCCGAGCUCAGCUUCACCCUCACGGCUCUGGAUGGCGGGUCUCCGCCCAGGUCCGGGACUGCCCUCGUUCGCGUGGUGGUCGUGGAUACUAACGACAACUCCCCCGAGUUUGAGCAGCCAUUCUACGAGGUGAAGAUUCCGGAGAACAGCGUCCUUGGCUCCCCGGUUGUCACUGCCUCGGCUUGGGAUUCCGACUCGGGAACAAACGGAGAAAUAUCCUAUACCUUCUCCCAUGCCUCAGAAGAUAUUCGCAAGACGUUUGCCAUUAAUCGAAAAUCUGGAGAAGUUACUCUAACAGGACCAUUAGAUUAUGAAACAACUCAAUCAUACUCAAUCAUCAUUCAAGCCACAGAUGGGGGUGGACUCUUUGGGAAAUCCACAGUCAGAAUUCAGGUAAUGGAUGUGAAUGACAACGCUCCUGAGAUCACCGUGUCCUCAAUUAGCGGCCCAAUUCCAGAAAAUGCGCCUGAGACUGUGGUUAUGGUCUUUAGUAUCCGAGACAGAGACGCUGGGGACAAUGGGAAGAUGGUUAGUUCCAUCCCAGAGGACCUGCCAUUCGUGUUAAAGUCUUCAUUUGCGAAUUACUACACCUUGGAGACGGAUGCAGCCCUAGACAGGGAGGCCAGGGCCGAGUACAACAUCACCAUCACCGUGUCCGACCUGGGCACGCCCAGGCUGACCACCCGGCACCACGUCGCGGUGCAGGUGUCCGACGUGAACGACAACGCCCCGGCCUUCAGCCAGGCCGCCUACACCCUGCUGGUGCGCGAGAACAACAGCCCCGGGCUGCUCAUCGGCUCCGUGAGCGCCAGCGACAGGGACGCGGGCGCCAACGCGCAGGUGACCUACUCGCUGCUGCCGCCGCCACAGCAGCCCGACGUGGCGGCGCUCGUGUCGGUGCACGCGGACAGCGGGCAGCUGUACGCGCUGCGCGCGCUCGACUACGAGGCCCUGCGCGCCUUCGAGUUCGGCGUGCGCGCCGCCGACCGCGGCUCCCCGGCGCUGAGCAGCGAGGCGCGCGUGCGCGUGCAGCUGCUGGACGCCAACGACCACGCGCCGGCCGUGCUGUACCCGCCGGCCAACGGCUCGGCCGCCUGCCCCGAGCUGGUGCCGCGCGCGGCCGACGCGGGCUACCUGGUGACCAAGGUGGUGGCGGUGGACGGCGACGCGGGCCAGAACGCCUGGCUGUCGUUCGAGCUGCUCAAGGCCACGGAGCCCGGGCUGUUCGGCGUGUGGGCGCACAGCGGCGAGGUGCGCACGGCGCGGCCGCUGAGCGAGCGCGACGCGCCCAGGCAGCGGCUGCUGGUGCUGGUGCGCGACCACGGCGAGCCGCCGCUGUCGGCCAGCGUCACGCUGCACGUGCUGCUGGUGGACGGCUUCUCGCAGCCCUACCUGGCGCUGCCCGAGGCGGCGGCGGCGGCCGAGGCGGCGCGGCCCGACUCGCUCACGGUGCAGCUGGUGGUGGCGCUGGCGGCGGUGUCGUCGCUCUUGGUGCUGAGUGUGCUGGCGCUGGUGGCGGCGCGGCUGUGCGGCGCGGGCGCGGGCGCGGGCGCGGGCGGUGUCGGUGUUGGGGCGGGGUGUGCGGUUGGCGGCGGCGGCGGCGGCGCGGGUGCUGAGGGCCGCUUCCCGGGGCCGCUGCUGGACGUGAGCGGCGGCGGGACGCUGUCGCACAGCUACCAGUACGAGGUGCGCCUGACGGGCGACGCUGGGACCGGGGAGUUCAAGUUCAUGAAGCCCGUUAGCCCCAACUUCCCUCCGCAGCUCACUGGGAGCGACGUGGAAGAACGUCUCAGCAUUCGGAACAGCUUCCCAUUCAGUUAAGUAUUUGAUUAACCUACGAACUCCUGCUGAUUAGGUUUGCAAGUCUCUUUGGACUUGAAGUUACAUGGUAUUGAUGCAUGUUGGCACCCUGUGUUACGUGUGUCUGAUGGGGACUCUGAGAUUAGUUUUGUUCAGAUUUUCCAACCCUAGUUUCCCCCAUAUUCCAGGCCAGAACUCAAAAGAAGUCAGAGCGUGUUGGAACCUUCUGGAUCAAUUUAAACCUCCGAACCUUCUCCUCUGGUCAUGUUAGUUUGUUUCCUUAGCUUUUCACUUUUCUCUUUCCCUUUUUUUUUUUUAACCCUACAAUCUUCAACUGCGUUUCUUUUUAUAUUUUCUAAUUUCCCUGGUAAUAUUGUUGUUUUCUUGGUACCGUUGUCGUCAUUGUAAUCAUUUUCCAAUUAUUGUAUUACUAGUAACUAAUUUAUAUCAAAACUUGCAUAUUAUUGAACUUUUGGUACUCAUUCUUACAGGAUGACAGUUAACACCCCUGAUAUAAUUGUAAUUUUAAAAGUACAUUUCACACUAUAUGAAACUAUGUGAGAAUAUAUGAUUCCUUUUUAUCAUAGGUUAUUUUUUAACUUUCGCAAUUGUUUUAGUUUCUAUUAUUUACACUGUCCUGACUUCCCAGUAUCCCCAUUUCUGUGUGGUGUAGACCCAGAGUGUAAUCACAUCCACCUUCCAAGCUACUCUUUUGGUUUUUGAAUACGCAGCAGAAUUGAUAAUUUCAAGGUAUUUAAUUCAAAAUCACAAAUCAUUAAACUUUCACUCUUAACAAAUAUGUUAUCGUGUGAAGAUAUAGCUGCAUCAUGUGUUCCCUGUCAUCUAAAUUAAUGUAGAAAGAUUUAUGGGUUCUUCCCUAUGUCUAACUCAAGUUAGGGUCCUAGUAAGGCACUAGACGUGUUUAAUGAUACCCACCGUGAUUGUGUGGAAGGUGUUUCUUUUAGGCCAGUAGCCUUAGGGACCAAGUAAUGCAUUUCCUGCAACUGCCUCUUGCAGUGACAGAGAAAUUCUCAAGUGUACUCCAAAUUCUGGGCUUGGAGGAGCUUCUGGUGGUACAGCAUGCCAGAGUCUACUGGCCUUUGAGUAAUGCCACUGUUUUGGUUGGUAAGGAAUUUUUAAAAAUACAUUUUAAAAUUAAUAAUAGUUAACCAAAUAAAAAUGUAUUGAAGGAUAUGUUGGUGAAGGAGAUGAGUGAUUUGGAGAAAUAGUUUUAUCUGUUGUCAGGAAUCCUCUAUUUAGCUCCAGGAGCCUUUCAGCCUUGCAGAUGGGAUAGAAUGGUGUAGUGAGCAAAAUAAUGUCCCUCUAAGGAAACUGUGAACAUGUUAUAUUAUAUUGCAGGGGAGAAUUAAGAAUGGAGUGGAAUUAAGAUUGCUAAUCAGAUGAAUUUAAAAUAGGAGAAUUAUCUUAGGCAAUUGAAUGGGCCUGAUUCAAUGAGUCGAAAGGCCUGGAAAGAAGAAUUGAGCCUUCCCUGAGAGGAAGAAGUCAUUCUACAUAGGACAGCAGCUGUAACUGUGCCUGGAGCCGCAGCUUGCCCUCCCUUCAAGCCCGCCACACAGAUUUUAGUCCUGUCUUGCCAGUUCCCACAAAUAAGUCACUUUUUGCAAUAAAACUCUUCAUAUCUAUCUUCUGUUGCCUUUGUUUCUCCAUUUGAACCCUGGCUGAUAAAUUUUGGUACCUAGAAAUGGGUGCUGCUGUAACAAAUACAUAAAAAAUGUACAGGUGGCUUUUGAAUGGGGCAGUGGAUAGACAGGAAGAAUUUUGAGAAAUAUGAUAGAAAAAAUCCUAGAUUGCUUUGGAAGACUGUUAGUAUAAACACAAAUAUAGUAUUGAUAUAAAUAUAGUGAGGGCCCAGAACGAGUGAGGAGCUUGGCGGACAAAUACUCCAUUAGAGAAUACUUAAAUCAUUUUAAGCAGACUGUGGUAAAAUUAUAAAUAUUAAAGCUACUUGGAGGCUUAGCGAAUACUUUUAAACAGCUCUUUAAAACUUAGCUGAACUGUGCAGCUACGUGGGAAGAACUUGUGAGCAAUUUAUUUGGAUUUUUAGCCGAAAAUAUUUCUGGGCAAAGGACUGAAAGUGCUGUCUGUCUUCUGCUUGCUGCCUGUGGUACAAUGUGAGAGGGAAAAUAGAGGAAUUAGGUUGAAGGGAGAAAUUUUAAGCACAAGGGAACUAAGAUUUGAUGAUUGGGGUAAUUGUCAGUCUAUUCAGAUUGCAAAAAGAUGUUAAAAUUAGGAGAUCCACUGUCAGGAGAACAUGUUCUGGAGAGAAAGCCAGGAUUAUAGCAGGACAACAUUUUAGAGUAGUCGAACUUACAGAAAGCUUUUUGAAGAGUCUAGGCCUCUGACUCAUGGACAUCUUCAGCCACCUCAGCAGCAUAUACAGGGAAUUAUUCAGGAAAGAACUACUAAUAAAUUUCUUAUCUAAUGAACUUAAUCCCUGCGACAUAUGCAGGAGAUUCAUAAGGUGUUCGUGAAUGUUUUAUCAGCAAAAAUGCUAACAGCUUUGAAAGGGAUAGAGAGGGAAAAUUUAAAGAAGGAUUUUGUGCAUCCAGAUUUUAUAAGGAAGAAACAGACUUAGACAACGACUUCCUUGAGAACGUGUACGCCCUCUAAUGAGAAGGGAAGAAUAGUUUAAAGAAUGGAGCCUGAAGCCCAGCCCACAGAGGAUCAGUCUCAAGUCUUGAAAGUCUUGGGUUUUCCUAGAUGGUUUGCUACCUUUCUCAGACAGGUGAUCACUUUUUUACUUUUCAUUUGUAGCCAUUUUUGAGCUGGUGUCCAAAACUGUUGUCCCAUGCUUGUCUUAACAUUGUAUGUUAUGAGGGUGGUGGUGACAGGUGACUUACUUAGUUUCCCAGAUCCAGAGAUAGAGAGAAAUUAUGUGCAGGAUGUCUAGAGUCUUACCCAUACCUGAUUUAUACACUUUAGAUGAUGAUUUUUGAACUGAUGAGACUUAGAUGACAUUUUGGGCUUUGUGUUGGUGCUGUAAUGAGAUAUCUUUGGGAAUAUUGGAAUGGGUGAAUGGAUUUUUACCUGGAAUGAAUGUGAAUCUUUGAAAGCCAGAUGAUGUAUUCUGAAUUAGUGACCUCCCAAAGAUGUCCUUGUCCUAAUCCCCAGAACCUGUAAAUAUGUGUGUGUCAGAAGGGAAUUAAAGUUGCUGUGCAGUCAAGAUUAAUAACCAGCUUUCCACAAAAUAAGGAGAAUAUUGUAGAUUAUCCAGUUGGACCCAGUGUAAUCCCAGGAACUCUUAAUAAAGAAGGCAGAGAAAGGGUAUCAGUAUGGUGUGAUGUGACAAAGGCUCCACUGUUCAUUACUGACACUGAAGAUGGGUGUGGGGCAGAUACAGGCAGCCUCUAGAAGCCGGAUAAGGUGAGUCUGUGGAUUCCCCUGUGGAGCGACCUGCAAGGAGCGCCCAUCCGUAACACAUCUCAGACUGCUGACCUCCGGAUCUGGAUCUGUAGGAUAGUACAUUAUUUUUUAACAUUAAUUUUGUAGUAAUUUGUUACAGCAGCAAUAGAAAAGUAAAACAAGUGGCUGCUAAAGCCAUUUCUGUGCCCCAUUUUUUCUUUAGCUUCUCCUACUCUAGGCAAAAUAUUCAUAUUUCCAUUAUCCCUUCAGGUAGGAUUGUCAUAUGACUCCAUUAUUGUCAGUGAUACAAAAAUAUAAUUAGGGGACAGGACUUUUUCAGUUUUAAAGGUUUAUUAAUCAUUUUACUCAUACCAGAUACUAAAGGGAAUAAAUAAUAUGGGUUUUAAAAAAUUUAUAUAAGGUAAACAAAUUUCAUGUAGUUCCUAUGUACAUAACAUGGUGAUACUUCCCACCCCAGCCUCCCUCCCACAGCACAGGGCUCAAGAAAGAGAUUCUCCAAAGGCCUAGUGUGAGGUGGAUGUUCUUCAGGCUCUUUGCCCUUCUUCCUUUUUCUUCACUGGCAAGCUAAUAGGAAGUAAAAGGAGAUGAAGCAGCCAACUUAUAACCAUGAAAUGAAUAUCACAAGACAAAGCCCUAACACCAAGUAUGAUAAAAUGGAAAGCGCCUGAAUUUCCGUUAGCAUCAUUGAGCUAUUAUAGCAAUCUUAUACUGCUUUCUCGCAUGCUUUCUGUUGUGUGAUGUAGAUCAGCAGCUGUAGUUGUGUGUUCUGUUGAGUACGGACAAACACGUUCCACACUGACCAGAUAUCUCCUUCUCACAGGUGAGGUUUGUGUACACAGUUGCCUGACUAGGUCUCAGGCUAUUGUAGAUGUGUGACAUGCUUCUCAGAAAAGUAGCUUUGCUUUCCCUUAGACAUUAUCAAGGGAGAGUGACAAACAUACAAAACUUACUGACCUUUCAAAGGAAUAUUCCUGACUGGUAGAAUCCCCGAAAAUUGAGUUUUGGACAAUAAAAUGAAGAAAGCGAACCAAUAAAUGCCAGGCAUACUUUAUUUUUUUUUUGAGAUUUAUUUAUUUAUUUGAGAGGUAGAGUUAUGAGAGGGAGAGACAGAGAGAAAGGUCUUCCUUCCGUUGGUUCACCCUCCAAAUGGCUGCAACAGCUGGAGCUGCGCUGAUCCGAAGCCAGGAGCUUCUUCCAGUUCUCCCAUGUGGGUGCAGGGGCUCAAGAAGUUGGGCCAUCCUCCACUGCCCUCCCGAGCCACAGCAGAGAGCUAGACUGGAAGAGGAGCAGCCGGAACUAGAACCCAUGCCCAUAUGGGAUGCCAGUGCUGCAGGUGAAGGAUUAACUUACUGUACCACAGCGCUGGCCCCAUCAGGCGUACUUUAAAACCUUUAUUAAUAGUGUCCCAAGAAAGAGGACUGUGAUGUUUAUGCAGUGAUUCAGAAUACCUGCUUUCCAGGCAGGGAGGUAGCAGGAUCAAAAAUUGUACUUAGUAAAAUAAAUCCUGAAAACCUUCCUAAGCAGCUAACUAACGUAAAUAUUUUGGUAAAAUAUAACUGGUGGAAGGAUCAGAAACAAAUUAUAUCCUGUGACACAGCAAGUCAAGACUAUCUUGAGUAGUCUUGACUAUAAGUGACAAGUCAGUGUUUAUUUUUAAAAGAUUUAUUUAUUUGUAAGGCAGAGUUUACAGAGAGAGGGAUAGAGAGAGAGAUUUUCCAUCCACUGAUCGGAUCAGUCUGAAGCCAGGAGCAAAGGGCUUCUUCCAGGUCUCCCAUGUGGGUGGCAGGGUUCCAAGCACUUGGACCACCCUCUGCUGCUUUCCCAAGCACAUUAGCAGAGAUCUGGAUCAGAAGUGGAGCAGGUAGGCUGUAAACUCGUGCCCAUAAGGCAUGCCAACAUUGCAGUUGGCAGCUUUACCUGCUAUACUACAGCGCCAAUCCCAAAGUCAAUGUUUAUUAAUGAAUGAGUUAAGAAUAAUAAAUAAACUUUCUUGGAAGCUACCAGGGUACUCUUCCAUUAGUACUAACACAACCAUGCAUUUUACCUCCUAUUUUAUUCUCCAAACCUUUUUGAUUUCCUUUGAGAUUUCUUUUAGUCCCAACUUAUCUUUUAUACCAUAAACCUAAGGCACUGAACCUUUUUUCUUUAUUUCUCUUGCUUGCCUGUAUUCUCCCCAAACCAAGUUUGGGAUAUUUAUGUAUUUAUGGUUGUGUAACGGGAUUAUUAAGGUGGACAGUGCCUUAUUCCGGUAACUGUAAAGUGGAGAGAACCUGAAUUCUUUCCACAAACAUGUAAAUAAGGGAAAAAAUUGAGAAUCUCCCUCUGCCCUGUUUUUCAUAUAAUGAAAGUAGGCUGUAGUAUCUCUUUUCUGUCUUCCAGACCACUGUUGCAAACAUCAUGAUGCUACUUCUAGUCUAGUACUGCUAGCACAAACAUGGAAAUUAUUCUUGACAGUUAUAUUGGUCAGCUUUUUGAUACUUUAACUAAAAUACCUAAGAGAACCUACAUAGGAGGAAGGAUGGUUUAUUUCAGUUUAACAGUUUUAGGGAUUCAGAGUCUAAGACUGAGCAACUCCAUUGGUUCAAACAUCUGAAGGGGCCAGAGAAUGGCAGAAGAAUGAUCUCAUGGUAGGCCAGAGAGAAAGAGGAGAGCAUGGCCAGCUUAUAUAUCCAACUGUCUCACACUCCCUUCUGAGGGUAGGCACUCAGGGACCUAAAGACCUCCUAUUAGAACCACCUCCAUAGGCCGGUGCCGCGGCUCACUAGGCUAAUCCUCCACCUUGCGGCGUUGGCACCCCGGGUUCUAGUCCCGGUUGGGGUGCCAGAUUCUGUCCCGGUUGCCUCUCUUCCAGGCCAGCUCUCUGCUGUGGCCGGGGAGUGCAGUGGAGGAUGGCCCAAGUGCUUGGGCCCUGCACCCCAUGGGAGACCAGGAUAAGCGCCUGGCUCCUGCCUUCGGAUCAGCGCGGUGUGCCGGCUGCAGUGCGCCAGCCGUGGUGGCCAUUGGAGGGUGAACCAAUGGCAAAAGGAGGACCUUUCUCUCUGUCUCUCCCUCUGACUAUCCACUCUGCCCUGUAAAAAAAAAAUUAAAAAAAAGAAGCACCUCCAUACACCAGAAUUAGAUGGUCUCCACUCUUGAUCCAUUAACCAUUAACAGUAAUCCAUUAACUAUCAACUUUGAGGUUUAAACAUCUACAUGAGUUUGUGGAGCCAAAUCCUGUUCAAACCUAACAACAAUGUAGCCAGUACUGCUCUAUGAAUAUAUGUGAAAUAACCCCACUAUGACUCAUGGUUGUAUUUCUGAAAAAAUAUCUUCUUAAAAGUUGUAAGUUUUGCCAUGGUGGUAUCUCCAGAUGUUAUGAAAUCGUGAUGGAGUGUUGUUGAGUUUUCAUGGAAUAAUCCACUAAUGGAUCUCAUAAAUUCUAGAUCAACUCCAUGUUCUUCACAAAAAAAAGCAGACAUGAAGAUAAUCCAGUGCCUACUCCUGUAAAGCCAGCAGAGUAUAGGGACUAAAAUAGGAAAUAGCUUUCAUGUGUAUGUAUUGCCAAUCUAUAUAGGGAGAAACUUGUGUCUUUUUUUCCCAAACAAAGCAAAAUAGCAUUCACUGAGAGUUCAGUUUGGUGGUGUUUAAUGGAAAUUUAGCUGAGGGACUGCCUUGUUUGCAAUACUUUAUAUCCAGAAAUUUGAGGAAAAACUGAUGCCCUUUAUGCAGGGAAAUGUAAAAAAAUUAAUCAGAAUGUUGUCUCCAGUACUGGGGCAAUCGCCUGGAAAUUCCACAUGCGGGGGUAACCCUCUUGUGUCAUGAAUCACUGCAAUGUGGGUGAACAGGUCAAAACCCAGGAAUGCUUAGGGGCAGGCAUUUGUCCUGGAAGUUAAAGUAUCAGUUAGGAUGACCAUAAUCCACGUCAGAGUACCUGGCUUUGAGCCCCAGCACCAGUUGGUAACUCCAGCCUUCCUUCUAAAUGGGGAGGUGUUAGUUAUGGUUCAAUUAAUUGUGCUCCCGUUAUCCAUGUGGGAGCCAUGAAUUGAGCUCCUGAUUCCUGGCUUCAGCUCUCUUGUUGUAAGCAUUUGGGGAGGGAAUCAGUGCAUGGAAGCUCACUCACUUUCUCUGUCCCUUUGUGUGUGUGUAUUAUGUAUCUGCCUCUCAAAAAAAUAUCACUUCAACCAGUGAUAUUUAAAUAAUUGAAAAUGCCCAAACGAGUAGUUCUAUAAAUACUCCAACAUUGUUUGGACAUUAAGUUUGACAUGAAAUAAAAAGACAUAUGACUUUUUAAAAAAGAUUUAUUUAUUUGAAAGUCAGAGUUACACAGAGAGAAGGAGAGGCAGAGAGAGAGAGAAAGAGAGAGGGGUAGAGGUCUUCCAUCCACUGGUUCACUCCCCAAGUGGCCACAAUGGCCAGAACUGGACCAAUCUGAAACCAGGAGCCAGGAGCUUCUUCCAGGUCUCUCAUGUGGGUGCAGGAGCCCAAUGACUUAGUUCAUCUUCCACUGCUUUCCCAGGCUGGAUCAGAAGUGGAGCAGCUAGGACUCAAACCAGCGCCCAUAUGGGAUGCCGUCACUGCAGGCAGCAGUUUUACCCUCUACACCACAGUGCCAGCCCCAACAUAUGACUUUUUUUGGCCAAAUUUUGUCUCUUUCUGGUUGGAAAUUUCUGACGAUUAUUUUAAAAUCUUGUCUGUCCCAGAAAGGCAGACAUCCAUAAUUUUGGCAGACACAAAUAAUGAAGCUUAAAUAUAUUCCUGAGCAUGCUUCUUGAAGGAACUUUGUCCAGCUCUACUAAUGUCUCCAAAGCUUUUUCCUCAAAUUGUUUCAACUGCUUUCAACUUUGAAAACCCUCUUUGAAAUCAUAUAUCCUUUCACACAUUUUCAUGGACUGAUUUAAACAUCCCAUUUGGAAAUGCCUUUUAUGGUAACAGAAAAUGUAAUGCAGACAACUUCUGUGUUAGUCCAAAUUCUUUUGGUUGCAAGCAACAGAAAUCCAGUUAUACUAGUUCAAGAAAAAGAAACAGAAUUCAUUGACAGGAUAUUGGGACUUAAAAUGUAAUGUUUUAAAAGAUUUUUAUUUCAUUUGUUUGAGAGGUAGAGUUACAGACAGGGAGAAAGAGAAAAGAAAGAUUUUCCAUGUACUGGUUCACUCCCCACCUGGCCACAAUGGCUGGAGCUGGGUGUGUCUGAAGCCAGGAAUCAGGAGUUUCCAGGUCUCCCACGCAGGGGUAGGGGCCCAAACACUUGGUCCAUCUUCUACUGCAUUCCAAGGCUGUUAUCAGAGAGCUGUAUCAGAAGAGGAGCAGCUGAGACUAGAACUGGCACCCAUAUGGGAUGCCGGUGCCAUAGGCAGAGGCUUAGCCUACUAAACUACAGUGUCAACCCCUAUAAUGUAAUUUAGGAUAUGUUUAGAAAUAAAACUGAUUGACGGGGAAGACUUUAAGACAAGCAAUUACAAGGACUUUAAAAGCCAUUUUAUCUAUCCUUUAUGUGAUUUACUUUCUUCUGCCUGCCACUUUCCUUCUUUCACUAAAGACCAGCUUCCUCUAAAUAGGAAAACUCCCACACAUAUUUCAAGAACUAAAAUUCCUUUUAUUAAUAUAAACUAACUCAUGCCGUUGCUAGUUAUAAUAAAUUCUGGUGGCUUAUAUCAGCAAUAAAAUGGGGCCAGAAAGUAGGAGAUGUUUGAUUAUGACUGCUAGCAUUUGUUUUCUAUGAUUGCAAGGGGUAUAGGAGAUACAUGCCUUCCCCAGGAUAAAGGGAGGUAAAUAAAUAUUUGUAUAUAUCAGUAUUCACCAACACCAGUGAUUUGAAGUUAAGGGAGUCACAGUUAACUUCCUUUUCAUAAUUCUUAGAUGUUUAUUUGUCCACAAAAAUUAAAGAAGCUUUACUGCACAAUCAGGGCAACAGAUAGAUGGUAGCUGAAUUACUUUGAACAACCAGGCAUUUGUCUCCAGUACAUUUGUUAAUGGACUAGAAAGCAGGAGAUACUCCCUUCAGUCUAUUUAUACUAGUGUCUAAUCCUCAAGGGUAGUCCCUGGCUCUUGAGGCAUUGAUUGUUAUUUUCCAAUUAAUAUUAAUUUUAAUGUCAAAUGAGAUAAGGAUGCUCAUUUCUAGUGCUUUUAGAUUUAGUCAUUCUCUUAACUUUUCCAAAUGAUAUUUAGAUUAAUUCAUAUACAGAAAUGUACACUCUGAAAUAGGCCCAGAGACUACAAUGUGUCAGUAGUACUCCUUUCUUAUCUUGCUUUACAAAUAUUUUAUUGAUAAAGUAUAGAAGCUAAAGGCAUCCCUAAAGGGCUAAUAUUUUUUGUCUGUCUUAGAUUGACCUGGAAUUCCUUGAAAAGAAUAUUAAUUCCAGUUAUCACAUAGUCUCAAAAAAUAUGUCAUGAUAUGUGAAUGUGAUGCUUCAAACAAUUUUAGAACUCCACAGCUAUACCCGGAGAAUGUGAAUGUACGUGUAUGUGUCUGUGUGUUGGGGGUGGCUUUGGAAGAUGGUGGAGAAGCAGUGUAUGCAGAGUAUACACAGAAUAUCAUUGCUUUUCCAUAACUUUUCCACAUUAGCAUAUUUUCCUUUAUUGGUUGAAUGUGUAUAAUUAGGUUAUCAUUAGCAAAAUAGUAUAGAAGAUAUCAUAUAUGCAAACUAAAGGAAUUUUUCUUUUUGUAAACUUAGUAACUCCAACAUUAUCAUAUAUAGAAUUUUCAUGACCCUUUUGGCCUUGAAGGGGAAUAGUCCAGAAAGGAAUCUGUAAGGUAGUAGACUUGGUCAUUUGUAAACUCCCCCUUGAAUUGAAUAAGGAAACAAUAAUACUGAAAAUGGUAUCUGACAGGGUUGGAAUUAGUGUGAGGUUAACGAGGCCAAUGUGUACAAAUGUGAAGUGGUUCCUGUAUUUAUUUAAAAUUUUUAUAUUUUUGUCUCAUGAAUUUUUAUGUUAAAUUUGAUUUUGAAGAAUAUUAUAUUAAAUAGUAUUUAUUUUUACUAUGAAGAUUUUGGGAGAUCCCUUAAAUUUUGCAUCUGAGACACUUGCCUCAUCUUUGUUCUGGUUUAUGGUUGUUUCCAACUUGCAAGUUCAAGCGGCCAUCACUGUGGUAGAGGUGGCAUUCACAGGUGGAGUUUGAGCAGUGAAAUCUGAAACAAAUCACUUGCCAUUCUGAAUAUGGGAUAGCAAGAGUAAUAGUGGAAAAAUACAAAGAUAUCUGAACAGAUCUGAUGAGCUGGAGUCCACACUGGGAAUGAAACAAUGACCAUGACUGACCAGGCAAAUGGGUUACAUGGUUUUCUUCCAGGUGACAUACAGUGGUAUGAAAAGUAUUAGCUAUUAGAUUUAGAGUGCUAAUUUUGUUGAAAGUUUUUGCAACUAUGUUCAGGAAGGAUAUUGGUUGACAGUUAUUUCUCUUUAAUACCCUUAUCAAAUUUGAGUUUUAAGCAUUAUUCUGGUCUCAUAAAAUGAGUUAAUUGUUUCUUCUUCUAUGUUAUGAAUUUGUAUAAGAUAAUUACGGUGUCUUCAUUAUUUGUUUGAUCAAAUUUACCACAUAAGCUAUCAGGUAACAUUUUUUGUGUGUGUGUGGGAAGUGUUAAAAUCGAAAACUCAAUGUCUUAAAUACAUUGAUUGUAAUUCUGACUUUUCUGUUUCCUCUUGUAUUAGUUGGCAUCUUGAAUUUUUUUUAAAUUGUUCAUUUUAUCUGAGAUGUUGAAUUUAUUAGCAGGAAGUUAUUGAUAAUAUUCCUUUCUCAUCUUUACACUAUAUUUAAAAACUGUAAUUAUAUCUCACUUUCAUUCUGGAUGUUGAUCAUUUGUUUUCACUCCUUUUAUCUUUUUCAGUGUUGUUGUGAGUGCAUCAAUGUUAUUAAUCUUGUAGAACUAACCAUUGGCUUUGCUAUUUUUUCUAUUAAUUUAUGUUUUCUGUUUCACUGAUUUCUACUCUUCCAUUUUGAUAUAUGUUUAUAUGUUACUUUGAAUUUAGUUUUCUUUCUGUAGCUUCUCUGGAAGCUUAGAUCAUUGGUUCUAAGCCUUUCUCCUCUAGUGUAAAUUAAAAUAUGUAAAAAUAUAAACUAAAGCUAUAUAUAUUUCUGUCUGUAUACUUCACAAGUAGCAUUUCAUAAAUUUUGAUUUGCUGUGUUUUAAGUUACCACUCACUUUUAAUUUAUCUGUAAUUUCCCAGUUGUAUUCUCUUUGAUCCAUGGGUUAACUUUCAGAAGUAUGUUGCUUAAUCUCCUACUAAGAAUAUCAUUUUUGUUAUGCGAAAUAGUUCUGUUUUGCUCUGAGAACAUACUUUGUGUGAUUUAAAUCCUUUGUAAUAUAUAUUAUGAGUCACUUUUUAAAAAUUAUACAACAUGUGAGUUAUCUUGGUGAAUUUCCCAUAUGCACUUCAAAGAAAUGUAUAUUCUACAGUUGUUGAGUGUAGUGUUCUGUAAAUAUCAAUUAAACCAAAUUUAUUGAU
Oryctolagus cuniculus (rabbit) is the source of this 19852-nucleotide messenger RNA. NCBI's taxonomy places the organism in Eukaryota, Metazoa, Chordata, Mammalia, Lagomorpha, Leporidae. The record is from RefSeq and is a predicted model, not a curated record.